AAUCGUCUCCAUCCGAUUCGGUACAUCGAGAGACCAAGGAGCUCAGAUAAAGAUGCUCGGCGUCUCAGGCUCAGCCGGCUGAAAACCUGGCUCUGGGAGGAAUUAGACUUGCAUUAGACGUGCUCAUUUAGAAUCAGGCAGCUCUCUGGUUGAACAUGGAGAUGAAGAAGUCUUUUUCAGACACUGAGCGUGCGCUUAGGAGCUACGGCGCCGUGUCGCAAACGGCGUGGACAACGGACAAAGGUCACUGUGACGUGUCCAUGGCCGAGAGCACCAUGUGUCCAGAAGAGAUUGAGAUGGAGAUGGCUCGGAUCCAACGCCUUAGGGAGGUCUUGGUGCGUCGGGAGUCUGAGCUGCGCUUCAUGAUGGACGACAUCCAGCUGUGCAAAGACAUCAUGAGUUUAAAACAGGAGUUGAGACAGAUUGUUGCAGUACCAGAGAAAGAUAAAAACAACAAAGACAAACAGCAGGAAGAGGAACUGAUUCUCAAGAUCCAUAAACUGGUGCAGAAGAGGGAUUUCUUGGUAGAUGAUGCAGAAGUGGAGAGAUUAAGGGAGCAGGAGGAGGACAAGGAGAUGGCAGAGUUCCUGAGACUAAAACUGAUGCCACUGGAAAAUAACCUCAAAGUCAAACAAAAUCCUCCAAAGCUCAAAAGGCAAGUCCCAGAGCCUCCGCUGAACAAACCCUUCGUCAGCAAAUCAGGUGUGGCUAUCAUUAAGGACUGCUGUGGCGCCACCCAGUGUUCCAUCAUGUAAUUGCCCACCCCACAAAUUCAGCGAACAUCACUUGGGUGAAUCGGAGAACCCCUUUAGCCUCUCUCUGCCAGCUUCAUUUAACUUUAUGUUAAUCUCUAAAGAUGUCCAUAAGUCAGAUUUGCAAUGCAAGUAAAAAAAUGUCAGAGAGGCCAGUGUUUAUUUGUUAAGAAGUUCAAGAGGUAGACUGUAAUUCCCUGUCAAUUUACGGUUACCUUUACACAAACUCAUUUCCUUCUGUGGAAUCAACUCUGCUAUUGACUAAACAGACCACUCAACUGGUUGCAGGUUCUCUUCCCCCAACAAAUCGUCAAGAAAAAGUAUGCUUAAAUUGUACAUUUUGACUAAGGGACCAGCAUUAUGUGGUGAGGAGCAAAAUUUGGGUUUGUUCGUGAACAUAAAUGUUUUUGCCUAGAUCAAAUAAUCUGUUAUCAAUUUAUAAGAGUGAUGUAAAUAGUUUGACAGUUUAUUAAAAUGCUGAGGUAUUUUUGUUUGUGACAGUUCAUUAGUAAUAAGAAAUUCAAAUCAUUUCGCGGAAAUGCCUCACCUACAAAAAGUAUUGGGCUAAAUAUCAAGUAAAAUAUUGAACAUUUGUUUUUCUCAUACAUUAUUUCAUUCGACAGUGGCAAUCUAAUCUAGACAUGGGAAUCUGGACAAAAGCCUGAAUUAGGAUUGGUAUCUGAGCAUGUGGUGGGAUCAUUUGCAAAAGAUCCAAAUUAUGCCAUGUGGAUGUUUGCUACUUAAGCUCAGCAGCACCUACAUAUAACAUUCACAGUUGUUGUUGAUCAAUGCAACGUUAAGCUUUCAUAUGCAACUUAAAGAUUACAAACACAACCGCAAACAGUGCUUCAAGAUACAGUCAAAUAAAACCCAACUGUUUCGAUGCUAUCACUACUAUUAGCUAAUUGUUGUGCUGGUUCUUUUUCUCAGGUGAUGAAAACACUUAACUUGGCCGCUCACUAGAUGUUUGAAAAGAAUUAUUUUGAACUAUUACUGCAGACCACUUGUGUUUUUCCAGCCCUGAAGCGGGAUCAAUUUUUGCUUUGCUUGCUCACUCCUACUUGCUGCAUUGGCAUCACCAUACUGAGAAUUACAGAUUGUGUUGAAGCAACAUGAGUUUUGCUAUUGAAUAUUGAGUUUUAAGGAUGAACACUACAAAUAUAAUGCAAUCUUCUUGUAAAUACCAACUUAUUUCCAUGUAUGUUUGAGUGUAUUAUGGAUAUUUGCAUUAGCUGUUUGUCCCAUCAUCUACCUUCUGAUAACCAUAUGUAGUGCUAGUGAAUUCAUAAAGUUCCAGUUGUUGAAAAUGUAACAGAUAUGCAGAAAAAAACGGAAACUACCUGUACAUAUAUGUUUAAAUAAAUAGCACCUUUCAGGAACAUGCGGAUGAUUCUGUCUUCUUCUCAACAAAGAAACAAGUCAAAAAGUAAUACUUGCUCUGUGAAGUUUAUUAACAGAACUGUGUUGGUCCCGUUAAAAAUGUUUGACAACAACAAGUUGUGGUAAGGCUUUAAAACUGUGACAGAUGGUUGGAAGGUGUAGAGGUUUUAGGGCAAGUAAAACAACAAGGGCAGCAUUUUUUUUUUUUUCUUCCAAAUUUAAAUUCUAACCACCCCCCCUUU
Molecule: messenger RNA, 2374 nt
Organism: Corythoichthys intestinalis (scribbled pipefish)
Lineage: Eukaryota; Metazoa; Chordata; Actinopteri; Syngnathiformes; Syngnathidae
Gene: bmerb1
Product: bMERB domain containing 1
Exons: 6
Coding region: 156-755 (199 amino acids)
Biological process (GO): negative regulation of microtubule depolymerization
Cellular component (GO): microtubule cytoskeleton
Source: RefSeq, a predicted model, not a curated record